UGUUUUUGAGUUGGGAAUUUUGUCAGUUGGGGACCUCAAUUGGUUAUGCUCUUCCACGUUUGACAGUACUGAAUAGUAGCCAGUCUAUCUCUUAUGGUCAUAAUUCAGCCACAAUCUUUUUUUAUCAUCCUUCCCUAUUUCUUACUAUCAUAUCUUUUCAUUAGUAUUUGACUGACAUUUUGUUUCUCCCUCACAAUACAAAAACUUAUCCCCAUUUUGUGUCCACAAUGGCCAGGAUUAGACUACUCUUUCUCCUCCAUUACUUGCUCUUCAUCGUACUUUCUUCAGCUGCCCUUUUACAAGGGUCAAGAAUUCAAGCCAUAAUUCCUCAUUCUCAAAGGGCCUAUCAAACAUUUCACUAUGAGGGGAAAAUAGGAUCAGUGGCACCAACGUGCACUUACAAUGAAUGCAGAGGAUGCAAGCACAAGUGUAGAGCAGAGCAAGUCCCAGUGGAAGGGAAUGACCCAAUGAAUAGCCCUUAUCAUUACAAGUGUGUUUGUCACCGUUAAUUCUGUUUUGUCAGAACAUAGAGCCAGCAGCAUUCCAAAAAGAAAGGGUACUUUGAAAUUUUCAUCAACUUACUGUUUUGUGGUCUUGUGAGAGUUUCAAUGUUCUUUUUGAGGUUGGGUUGCUUGAAUUUUGGUUUAUAUCGAGUCUUUUGUCUAAUUAUGGUUGGGUGAAUGUUAUUGUAUCAAAGUUUUUUAUUUGAAUUAUGCCUUUUUCUUCAAAUGGAAAAAUAUUUUUGCAUGUUAGUUUUCCA
Molecule: messenger RNA, 760 nt
Organism: Nicotiana attenuata
Lineage: Eukaryota; Viridiplantae; Streptophyta; Magnoliopsida; Solanales; Solanaceae
Product: EPIDERMAL PATTERNING FACTOR-like protein 9
Exons: 3
Coding region: 228-509 (93 amino acids)
Biological process (GO): positive regulation of stomatal complex development
Source: RefSeq, a predicted model, not a curated record